AUUUCCUGAUCAAUAACAAUUUCUUCACAUUGGUACAAAACAAACUAAUUAAACUACAGUCCAUGUAUAAAAUAUUAGCUAUGAAAAUAAAUAUAUUGAAUCUCAUUGUCUGUGAUUUGCUGGUGGCUUUCAAAGUGAUAUUCUCGUCUUAUUAUGUGAUUAGGUGUCUUUUCAGAAGAUGAGAAUGAGGCAGUUGAGGUGGCUGCAGCAGCACCUAAAGAUAAAGCGGCACGCAGGUUCUGCCCUGACGGAUGGUUCAGCUACCAGUCCAAGUGUUACAUGUUUGUGAACACUCCUCGGUCCUGGUUCGGAGCCGAGGAACAUUGCAAUGAACUGGGCGCCAGCCUGGCCUCUGCCAGCUCCUCCCCCGAGUAUCGUUACCUGCAACAGAUAACCAGAACAGCCAACAGAGCCACCGCCUGGAUAGGUGGAUUCUACCUCCAGGGAUAUUGGAUGUGGAUCGACCGCUCAGGAAUGUAUUACACCAACUGGUACAGCCAGAGCACCGCAACCAGCAACUCCUGCAUGUACCUGCAAUCUGCUGUGGGCCAGGGGUGGAGGAACUGCGGAUGUGGCGGACAAUUACCAUUCAUCUGCGUGCACAACUAUCGCUGUUAGUCAACAUUGCGAAGAUACUGUUAAUUGCUUGACACCUUUUCUAACCGCUUUCAACAUGGACUGUUUACUGACUGUAAAUGACUAAGUGUUCGCCAAAGGGCUAAAUGUGAUGCGAUUUCAAAUGUCAUUUCCCAUUUAUGUACCUCAACCGUUAUUGUUUUCCAGUAAUAAACAUUUUUUAAGUACUA
This is a messenger RNA of Oncorhynchus gorbuscha (pink salmon), 806 nucleotides long. Its product is annotated as ladderlectin-like. The transcript has 5 exons. NCBI's taxonomy places the organism in Eukaryota, Metazoa, Chordata, Actinopteri, Salmoniformes, Salmonidae. Gene Ontology annotation, molecular function: signaling receptor activity. The record is from RefSeq and is a predicted model, not a curated record. Bases 280 to 618 code for a protein of 112 amino acids.